CCACCAGAGAACAGCUGGUACUGGACUCCACACUAAGUAAAAGUGCUAUUCUGGCCUUGUCAUCAACACGUGAGUGGAAAAAGGCACUAAAACAUCUGCCCAUAAUCAGGAAGAUGUCAGAGAUCUGUAGAAGUACAUACAGUGCCAUCAUUGCAAGUGCCUUCAGGAACGGGGAAUACGACACUGGGUUUCACUACCUAGAUGUUAUGUGGCAAGAAAACAAGUUACCCACGGAUCAGGUGUUCUUGGAAUGGGUCAAACAGUGCACUGCUCUUAAAACAACUGAAGAGAAGAAGGCAAUGAUGGAAACUCUGUUUCACAAACUUGCUACAUAUGAAAUUUUUCCUACACUGCCUGUUAUUCAGGAGAUUGACUUAAUGUAUAAAGAACACUUAGCUUGGUUUAGCAGCUAUGUGACGAUACCCUCAAGUGGUAAAUGUCCAGCAUGUGGAGGUCAGCUGAAGAGUCCUGAACUUGAUGAAGAGGAAUUUAAACAAUUACAGAAAGUUUAUGCCCCGAGUCCUACAUGGAUCAGACAUUUUUCUUUCAACUAGCCCCAAAGAAUGGAAGAUCUUUCAAGAGUUUGUAGACAAACACAAACCUUUCACAACUGUAGUCGAUGGUCUUAAUGCAUCAUAUUCAUCUGGUUUGAUUAAUAGCACACCUGGCAAACGUGUUAAUUUUCUGAGAGAUUUGAUUGUGAAACUUGAGAGAAAUCUUGAGGGUCGUAUAUUAGUUAUUGGACGAAAUCACAUGAAUGCCUGGAUGCCUAGAGAUCCACCUACCUGGGGAACAUUACGGGGAUCAACACCCCCAUGGCCCCGUCCACGACCAGGUUUAUUCAAGAACGAAAAAAAUGUGAUUUUAUAUACCCUCAAUAAUUUGACCAAAGAUGACGGAUUCUUCAUAUAUGCUGCCCUCCAAUCUGGAUAUGGAACUAAAGUUGUAACUAAUGACUUGCUACGAGACCAUCUGUUUCGUCUGGGACAGACGAUACUGAGAGACACUUGUUAUUGUUAAAGUCUCAUAAUUCCA
This is a messenger RNA of Cherax quadricarinatus, 1035 nucleotides long. NCBI's taxonomy places the organism in Eukaryota, Metazoa, Arthropoda, Malacostraca, Decapoda, Parastacidae. The record is from RefSeq and is a predicted model, not a curated record.